Messenger RNA from Trichoderma atroviride IMI 206040, 1272 nucleotides. The record is from RefSeq and is a predicted model, not a curated record. Lineage: Eukaryota; Fungi; Ascomycota; Sordariomycetes; Hypocreales; Hypocreaceae.
GUGAAAGCCAGAGUCGAGAGUGUCUUGCCGACUGCGAAGCGACUCAUGCAGAUUGCAGGCACGCCGGGAGCAGCGAUUGCCAUAAUUCACAAUGGCAAGCACAUCCACAGCGAAUACAUCGGUUACCGUGACCAAGAGCUCAAGCUGCCGGUAACUGACGCGACCAUCUUCCCCUGUGCGUCUUUGACCAAGGCUGUUGUUUCUGCCGCCAUGGCCAUCUGCGUCGAAGACGGAAAGCUUGGAUGGGACACUCCAAUCAAGGAUAUUCUUCCCGGUUUUAGCACGAAAAGCGACAUCUUACGCAACCAUAUGACAGCUGUGGAUUGCCUCUCCCAUCGAGCUGGGAUGCAAAGCUCUUUAUAUUGGCUGGGCAGCAUGAACAACGUGCUCAUCUCCAAGGAAAACAGCAUGAACUUGAUCAACGACCUGAAGCAAGUAAAGCCGUUUCGAAACGGCUAUCUAUACAACAACCUAGGAUACGAAAUCGCCUCACAUGUGCUAGAGCAGCACUGGACGACGCUUCAAGAUCUGGUCAAACUCUACACAGCAUUCAUCGAGUCCGGCGAACAUCAAUUCGAGAACCACACUACAUCCACCCCAGGCUCUCCCUUGAAGCAGGUUCCGUUUCUCUUCUCGCCCCAGAUAAGUAUGAAUCCGAUCUCUCGCCGCGAGACUUCCUAUGCCCUUGGGUGGGCUCGAGUCCAAACUCCAGGGCCUAUGGGUGCUAUAGGUCUCAAUCCUGAUCUCCUGAAGCCCAAACCAGUCCCGGAAGUCGCGCGUGGUCAUCCAUCUGAGCUGAUCCUCUAUCACCAAGGCAUGAUGCCAGGGAACUUGGCAGCUGUCAACCUCGUUCCUUCUACCAAAGGCGCAGUUAUCGUACUCACAAAUUCUCUGGCGCUCAACGACACUGCAGACUGGCUUGGUCAGCUAUACCUAGAGGCCUAUCUCGGUGUGGCUGAUAGGAACGACUACGUCGCUUUGUCAGAAGAGACAGCGAAAGCCACCCUCAGCUGGUAUCCCAAUGUCUUGACCGAACUUGAGAAAGAUCGGAUCCCAGGGCCUGUGCCACGAAAUCUGUCCGAGUAUACUGGUAGAUAUUCUAACGAGGCCGGAACUAUGAUGAUCGAGAUCUUCCUCGACAGUGGCAGCGAACCUGCCCUUAAACUCGCAUUUCAAGGCCUCCAGUCCGAGAUAUACCCAUUGACGCAUUGUCAUCACGAUGUAUUCACUUGGCUGGUAACAAGGAAUGAGUUUGCUCGACGAGGACGCUUU